Messenger RNA from Coffea eugenioides, 1716 nucleotides. Its product is annotated as premnaspirodiene oxygenase-like. NCBI's taxonomy places the organism in Eukaryota, Viridiplantae, Streptophyta, Magnoliopsida, Gentianales, Rubiaceae. Gene Ontology annotation, molecular function: monooxygenase activity; oxidoreductase activity, acting on paired donors, with incorporation or reduction of molecular oxygen; iron ion binding. The coding region runs from base 63 to 1592 and encodes 509 amino acids. The transcript has 2 exons. The record is from RefSeq and is a predicted model, not a curated record.
UGAAAUAAGAGGCAGUGCGGACCGUAAAGAAAGCAUACGAGAAGGUAGAGCCAUUCGACCCAAUGGAACUUCCCUUCACCUUCAUAUCUCUCUUUCUUUUCCUAGCCUUUGUUUUAAGUCUCAUCAAGGGAUUGAAGAGAUUAAAAACAACCCAGAAACUACCACCAUCGCCAUGGAAGCUACCUUUGAUUGGACAUAUGCAUCAUCUGGUAGGUUCCCCAUCGCAUCAAGGUCUCAGAGACUUAGCUCGGAAGCAUGGAGCUUUGAUGCACCUUCAGAUGGGUGAAAUUCCUUCAAUUGUUGUGUCGUCUCCACGUUUAGCCGAGGAGAUUAUGAAAACACACGAUCUUUCCUUUGCGGAUCGGGCAGAGUUUCUUUCAGGUAAGAUCGUAGGCUAUAACUGUACUGAUAUUGCUAGCUGCCAAUAUGGUGAUUACUGGAGACAAAUGCGUAAGAUAUGCACCCUGGAACUUCUAAGUGUUAAGCGUGUCCGAUCAUAUGGCUCCAUCCGGCAAGAAGAGGCUUCUGUUCUUGUUGCAUCGAUUAAGGCUCUGGCUAGUGCUGGAGAGCUAAUCAAUGUUACGGAAAAACUAACCUCAUAUACAAGUUCUACUGUUUGCAGAGCAGCAUUUGGGAGAGUAAGCAAAGAUAAUUACUUGGCAUUUUUGCCACUAGUCAGGGAAAUAAAUAGCCUUUCUGGUUCUUUCAACAUUUCUGAUCAGUUUCCAUCCCUCAAGAUUCUUCAUCCACUCAUGUCACUGAAGACUAAGCUGUUGGAUGUCCACCACAAGGCAGACAGAGUAUUGGACCAUGUAAUUGAGAAGCAUAUAGCAAAGACAGAACCAGCCAUAGGUGAAACGGACCAAGAAGAUCUAGUUGAUGUUCUUCUAAGAGUUAAAGGUGGUGGUAACCUUCAGUUCCCAAUUACCAACGAUAACAUCAAAGCUGUUAUCAUGGAUAUUUUUCUAGGGGGAACUGAAACUUCAUCUACAACAGUGGAAUGGACGAUGUCCGAGCUGAUGAGAAAUCCAAGAGCGAUGGUCAAGGCACAAAGGGAAGUACGGAAAGCCUUCGUAGGAAAGAAAACAAUUGAAGAAACUGAUAUUCAAGAAUUGAAGUACCUAAAGUCAGUGAUCAAAGAAACUUUGAGGCUACACCCUCCUGUCCCUCUAUUGGUUCCCAGAGAAUGCAGGCAAGAAACUGAGAUUGAUGGGUAUAUCAUUCCCAUCAAGACAAGAGUUAUAGUUAAUGCCUGGGCAAUCGGAAGAGACCCCGAGUAUUGGGAUGAUCCAGAAAGUUUCAAACCAGAGAGAUUCGAGGACAGUUCCGUUGAUUUCAGUGGAUGUCACUUUCAAUAUGUUCCAUUUGGUGCUGGAAGGAGGAUUUGCCCAGGAAUUUCAUUUGGUUUAGCAAAUGUUGAGCUUCCUUUAGCUCUUCUGCUCUACCAUUUCGACUGGAAACUCCCAAAUGGUCUCAAACCCAAUGAUUUAGACAUGACAGAGACUAUGGGAGUAACUGCGCCAAGAAAAGACAAUCUUCGCUUGCUUGCCACUGUGUAUGAUGCAUCACUUGACGUUAGCGCAGAAACAUAGGGCAUGAGUACUUUCGGUGAAUAUGUGAGAAGUGGCUUCCAAGUCAUUUGCUAUAUUCACUCUGCUUUAUGUUAAUUUCCUUUAAGAUAUAAUAAUGAUAUUUGCUUAAUAACACCUUGCACUA